AUACAAACUCGGUUAAAGUUACAUGCAGAUUAUCAUCGGUGGGUCGUUAUGAUGCAGAGAUAGUAUUACCGCUCAUGCACCGGCUUCAUUACGUUUCCAAGCUUUAACAAGUUCAUUUCCAAGGCUUGUUCACUCGACAAAUGUUAGAUUAGCAAACUCAAGUUGUCUUUGCAGACUUAUUAGUCCUCUCGUAUAUUGGCAAGGAGUUGGAACAAUGGAUGUUGUUUAAUAGUGUAUAGUGUUCAAGCGAUGUGAUUGUUCGUUAUUUCUUCAAGGAUCUUUUGGCCUCACAUCGGCGUCGUUUGAAACAGAAACACGCGGUGAAGUCUCAUCUUAUUGGAAACAUGAACAUGUCGUGUUCAAUCCAGAAUACAAUCGAAAGGCGAAACGCUCUCUUUUUAAGGAACAAGAUUUAAGAAGAACUUUAACUUGAUUUAAAGAGACAGUUUGAUUGUUGUCUUAAAGAACAGACACAUAUUUGUUAUCUCUCAUGUCUUUAACUACUGCAUGAAGUUGGAUGUUAAAGAACAUAUUCUACGGGUGCGCCUAAUAUAUUAUUCCUCUGUCACACUUGCAAACAGCUUCCAAACCGAUCGACCAUCUACAAAGCCUUGUCCAUUCGGUGAAAUGUAAUUUGUGUUCGGUCAGUUGUUGAUGUAGGUGUCGGUCUCAUCAGCGUGACUGAGGUAGGGCAGCAGCCGAUUCAGUGAUUGCAUUUCAAGAGGAAAGACUCAUCCAGUGAAUUGAAUUUACCAGGAAGGCUCCGUUAUCUCUUCUUCUGUUUCAAACAACGACCUUAUAUCUGUAUAUUAGAUCAGAAAAAAUGGAACCGCCCCCGUUGUAAACCUGAAAGGAAAAUACCAAGACCUUAUUGUGCCUUCACGCUACUACUAAUGAAAUCAGUCAUCAUAUUUCCGUAUCAUCGGCGCGCAUCGGGAUUGCUACUGGAUACUUUGCGUUGGAGGUGAUUAAACCAAACUUCCACGGACAUACUUAAAGGGUGGAUAUUCCCUUUAAAAUGACAAAACGCGGCGGACCAAUCUCCGAGCUGAUCUGGGAUCCGUACUCGGUCAGAGGGCCCGAGGUCAAGUCGAUCACGGGUGCGAUGACCAAGGUCCAGUGCAGCAGCGUGAUCUUCGUUCUCUUCACCGUCAUCGCCAUCUUAGGUUUGUUUCUCAUUCUUAUCAUGAUGUCGAACUCCGGAUGGACAACGGCGGACUUCCAGCUGCAGAGCUCAUACGAGCAACGUAUGCUAAAGUUCGAAAAUGUACGUCUAUCGCUUGAGGCGAGUGAGAAUAAACUGAAGAAAGUGGAGGAUGAGAAGAAGAAUGUCUUGAACAAGCUGGAGCUGGUCUCCAAGAAGUUCUUGGACACGAGGAUAGAGUUUGAAAAGGCCAGCAAGACUGCCAAACGCACCAAGACAGAGAUGGACGACCGUCUGCACCAUGCCCUGACCGAGGGAUCGAAAGUACUGGCAAGCUACCAUAAUACAAAAUCACGCGCAGAUGAGUUGGAGGAGACGCUUCGAGAGGUGAGAGGUGAGAGAAGACUGGUCCAGACGGAGAACGAAGCCCUGGCCGUCAAGCUGGGGAGGGCUAUAGAGAAGGGCGAAGCAGCAGAAGAUGAGAUUAAUAAGCUCAAGGCGUACUACGGUAUACAAUCCGACACACCUAGAGGAAUUUUAGUACCUCAAGCUCAUACUGCUCCAGUUCCAAAGAGAAAGGUUAUCAAGGCAGAGGUAGAUCCUAUUCAAAUCAUUCCUGAAGAGGAGUUGAGGACAGUACGCGAAGAAAUGCACCGAGGACAUGGCCAUCGAAAGUUACCCUCGAACGUUUUACCGAGGACAAGGGAAAAGAGUGUCUUUGAAACUGUUCUUGUGUCACCACCUACUCACCAGGAGCAUGUCCAAGCUACGAACCGUGAUGAAGUCUGAUCAUUGCCUAAUGAAUUAAAGGUUAAUGAUUUUCCCUGGACACCCUAUGAGUGAACAAGGAGUCUCACCCUGGUAUAUAACGUAGACUUUCGACAAUGUUGUCUUUGAAAUUGCUCUUGUAUCACCCCUUCAUAAGGCAUAUGUUCAGGCUGCAAUUCAUGAUGAAGGCUCACCAUUAUCCUGUGGUUCUUUGAAUCACUGAGGACGUACAUACCAAAGACUAAUUUAA
Molecule: messenger RNA, 2162 nt
Organism: Strongylocentrotus purpuratus (purple sea urchin)
Lineage: Eukaryota; Metazoa; Echinodermata; Echinoidea; Camarodonta; Strongylocentrotidae
Exons: 5
Coding region: 1019-1933 (304 amino acids)
Source: RefSeq, a predicted model, not a curated record